AUGACGUCAAAAUGGAAAAAGAGCCCAAGGAGUUGGAAUGUACGACUGGUUGCCAUGGUAAUGCCAGUGUGCGUAAUAGUAUUUAUUUUUAUGGUGUGCUAUUCUAAUGUUUCAGGACAUUUCCCGGUUUAUAAAGUAUUGGAGCCAAAGCUACAACAAACGUAUUCCACCAAUCACGAUGCUUACACAGAACACGGGUCACGUGACACACACUACGUAACAGCUCCAAAGGACACUGUAACGGACGCAACGGAUGACGUAACAAACCAAGAAUAUACGGAAGGAAAGGGGACAUUGCAUUCAAAUUUGACUGUAAACCAAGUUUUGCAAUCAUCAGUUGAUACAAGAUCUAAUUUAAAUGUUGUGACAUCGGAACAGAUUUCCACGCAGUCAGACCAAUUUACAAAUAAAGCAGAUGAACAAAACGUGAUAACGCCAAGCUACACGUCCAUUACAGAUAUACCGACCCAAGACAGUCCCACAAAUUAUACAUUUCCCGCAACAACUGUAUCUGUUGACAAAUCGCCACAUCAAAUAACAAAUACCACUUAUUUACUAAUGGUUGCGUUUAUUAAUCCUAACUCGGGCCCUCAGAACCAUUACCGCCGCCUCAGACUGGGUCUUGCUGUAGCCAUGUCUCAGAACCGGAGUUAUGUCACUUAUCCAUUCCGUAACCAUAUCACAGACACGGAUCGGGGUCGACUUCGUACAUUUAAUGAGACCUGGGACAUCAACAAAUUAAACCAACUCAUUCCUGUAAUUGAGCACAGUACGUUGUAUUCGAAAUGUAAAGAAGACAUUGCAAUAUUCAACGACCACCCGUCUCAGAAUAUAAUCACCGGCAUGCAGAGGGACAUUGGUGUUGCUUUCAGCAGAGACGACGUCGUAGAUAAACAUUGCACGCCUCGCAAUGUAUGCGUAGAGGACAUGAUCAACUCUCGCUGUCUAAUUAUCGGGGACACGGUAGAUUUUGUUGAUUGGACCAGCAGUCAGAAUUUGUCUCAAUGGUUGACACUAAUAGAUAAGUAUCUGAUGAAGGCGCCAUAUAUUGUUAACAUCGCAGGUGAUGCAGUGGCUGCCAUUUGCAACCAGGAUCCGUUUUUAGUUUUUCAUUGGCGCAACCAUACAGGAGAAAGAUGCAAAUUCUGGAAUCUGCGCGGAUCGAUCUGCGAUCCAUAUUUUCUGAGUCUUGUUGAUUACGCCGACCGAAUUGCUCACAAUCUUUUAGCGGUGAUGUCAGAAAGAAACGCCAAAUGUCUAUAUAUAGCGUAUCCACCAUUUUCAGAGGAAAUUGCGAACAUCCUCCGCCCAUAUAUACAGACUUUAGUGACAAGAGAUGAUCUGUUCGUUCGUGUGCCAACAUUGUCCCCAUACCACGAUGAUAACUAUGUAAUAUCACUGAUUGAGCAGGAAAUCGCAGUUCGCGCCGAUUGUUUCCUAGGCAAUAGAGGUAGUGGAUGGUCAAUCAUGACAAGUUAUGCAAGGAGAGCGAUUGGUAAAGACACGAUGUGGUUACAUUCAGCGGUCGACAUGCCGAAGCCUGUACAUUCAGUGAACAAGAGAUGA
Saccoglossus kowalevskii is the source of this 1566-nucleotide messenger RNA. RefSeq lists its product as uncharacterized. NCBI's taxonomy places the organism in Eukaryota, Metazoa, Hemichordata, Enteropneusta, Harrimaniidae. The record is from RefSeq and is a predicted model, not a curated record.